ACAUGACACUUUACGUCCCUUGUUACUUACUUGUUUUUUGAAAUAUACAUUUUAUAUCCGUCCAUCCAAGGGGUUCAUUUUCGGGCUUUGCUUAAUUAAAUCUACAGAACGGCGAGGGAAAAUAGUAGAGCGAACUGUAAUGCACUGUUAAGCCAUGGCGGGGCAAGAAGCGCGCUGUUCAACAUCAUGUUUUCCUGCCGGCGAUCAGACGUUUUGGACAGAUGUUUCCCCGUUGAUCGAAGCCGUUUGCAGAGAGAUAAUUCUCUGAUCAAGGAGACCAUUUGCAGAUCAAGUAGACCAUUCGCUGAUCAAGUAGACUAUUCGCAGAUCAAGUACAUGAUUCGUUGCCGAGAAUUUGGUUUGUUGUCCUUUGAAGAUAGUUCGCUGUCUUAAGGAGAUAAGUAGCUGCUCCCGGAGAUAACUCACUGACUGAAGUUUGCUUUGCUCAAGAGAAGUUUGCUGAAUGCUGAUUAUACAAUUCGCUGCUCUUGCUAAAGAGCUACAAGUCGGGGAGCUCAUUCAUGGGGAGAAUUUUAGCCUCUUUGAGGCAAUGUCUGCAUUGGAGAUUAUGGAUCCUAAAAUGGAUGCUGGAAUCACUACGUGUGGUUUCCAUUCUCUUGAGGAAGCUAUUGAGAGCAAUGCAGCUCCAAUCAGCUUGAGCAUCUUAGAGACCAUUGAUGUUAUGGACCAUCUUCUUGCAUGCGAGGCAACAUGGCACAAAGGACAUUCAUUGGCUCAGACGGUGUUUUCCUGCCUUUACCUUCUAGAUGUGGAGAGGACAUCUCCAAAUCCUCUUUUGCAUUCAUAUUGUCGAACAGUGCGCGCAACUUGUGAGCUGAUUCGUUCUGCUGUUUCUGAUUCUCGCACCCAUGAAGAGGAAGAUUUCUUCACUAUGGCAUUUGGCCUGGUGUUAAAGAAAGAAGGUGACGAGAAGUGCCUGUCUAUGUUGAAUGCGGUGGAAGAGACACUAUCUCGACAACUGCGUGCUUGUAAAAAUUCUGUGGCAAAGAAGAAGUUGACAGAAGAUUUUGAACCAUUACAAUCAGAUCCUGAACUUGAAGAAGGAUAUUGCAAAGCAGUUUUAUGUCGUUUACGUUUUCGAAAGGCUUUCUACCAUGCCCUAACAUACAUGGGCAAGCCCCAAGGAAGGGGCUUAGAGAUGGCACACAAACACAUCCGAUCAGGGUUGCUAGAGUUGGAAGGAAUUCGUGAAUCAUUGAUAUUUCUAUCAUCUAUAUCAGGCAACUCUUGCAAGGUUGAAGUUGAUGAUAGUACUACUGCAUCUGGACAAAUGGCAGUUGGUUUUGAUGAUAGUAUAAAUCGUCGACUACUAGCCCCUACACCACCACGCUCAAUAAAAAUUCUUAACUGGAAAAUGGCCUUGGAUUAUUUUGAAAAGCUUCUCGAAGAUCUAGAUCAAAUAUGCUUAAUGCCUCUUAAUCUUAGUAUGGAAGAGAUUUUGCAGUUCACUGUUGAUUUCCAGAAAUCUCAGCCCGAUUUGGUUGCUAGAUCACGGCUUCAGCUUUUACUGGUGCACGAUGGUAAGCUUUUUGGUCGGGACCUUCUUUCUGAUGUAAUUUGUAGAGCUAUCAACAUGACACAGCUCUCAAAUAAUCAAGAAUUCCAUAAAAACUAUUUAGUGACACAGUUGGGACGGCUUAUGCUCAAUUUGCUGAGAAUUCUUUGCACUAAUACUGCAUGGCAACGGCGUAAACUUGGUAAAAGCUUGCAAGAGUGGGGCACACUUUUUCAUCAGCUAGAGGUGGCCUGUAAUAAUCAAUUAGAAAGCAAUUCCAGCAGUAUUGAGGGCAAGGGUUUGUGGAUGAUGCAAAUGAUGAACUGGACUGGAGAACAGACUUGCUGGAUAGCAGCUCGUUAUCUUUUGCUGGGAUUCGAGCUAGAGCUUUAUUCUUUUAGUGAAUACUGCAUGAUUUACUGGUAUUUGGAUCAUGUCCUCUUAACACUGUUGCAGUUAUCCCAGGAAAGGUUGACUAUAGAAAAGGAUCAGCAGAGAUUGGCUCUAGCUGUUGAUGCAUCCAAAAAGAAGGUGAAGAAGAAACGAGGAAAGGAGGCUGAAAAGGAGAUUCAUUCGCCUGGUAUAUUGCUGCAGCAGGCUUGUUCAUAUCUUGGCAAGGGAUUGGCAUGGAUGCUUGCUGCUUUAACCAACGACCACAGAUUUGUUGAUCGUCCAACGAUUUUCAAUACUGAACAGGAGAUAUUCAUUCAAAAUUUUGAAUUGUUGCAAAAUUCUCGAGUUCCUGAGCCGCUGUCAUAUUUUCAGUUUAAGCAGUCAACAAUGCAUGCCAAUUUUCUUACGCAAUUUCGGCAAAUGGAGAAUUGUUUUGAAGAAGCUCUGAAUGUUUUAAAGGAGCUCAGGCAUUGUGCUCCUAAGGGUUUGAAAAGGUUUGAAGAAAUUCGUCAAAUGGAGCAUGUUGCAGAGAAAAAUAGAAUUGCACUGAGUGUCAUCCUUGCGGGGAAAGGUGAUAGUUUACCCAGGGUGUCUUUUGAAUUUUCACAGCAUCCAUGCUUUCCGGUUGCUGUUAUCAAGAGAUCUUGAUACUUUGAGCAUGUUCUAAAGCACAUCGUGAGAGUGGUCAUUGUAGCUUUUGCAUUGGUAUAGAAUCUAUCUAAAUGCUUUGAAUAAUUUGAUAUCUAGUCAAGGGUGUAUUUCUUUGGGUUUUGACUGAAUUUUUAUAGGGAUUUUUAUAGAAGGCAUUUGAUCAUCUUGUUUAUGCAUUGUUUUUUAACUUUUUUGGUAUAGUUCCUCGGAUGAGGUGCUAUCCCAAGUCAAGCUAUGGCGCAUGCCUUUGCCAAUAUGCAGUUAUGAUUUUCUUUUUUAA
This is a messenger RNA of Cryptomeria japonica (Japanese cedar), 2840 nucleotides long. RefSeq lists its product as uncharacterized. Gene Ontology annotation, cellular component: NatC complex. The transcript is spliced from 18 exons. Gene Ontology annotation, biological process: N-terminal peptidyl-methionine acetylation. The record is from RefSeq and is a predicted model, not a curated record. Lineage: Eukaryota; Viridiplantae; Streptophyta; Pinopsida; Cupressales; Cupressaceae. Bases 464 to 2557 code for a protein of 697 amino acids.